AUGAACAGGUCGAAGAGAAUACGUGAAAUGACUCCCGAACAGGAGCGAGCAGAGAAAAAAGCAAUAAAGGCACUGGGCCCCAAAAAGGCACGGUUAAUCAAUCGAGAGGGGAAUUUCUUCAAACACCAACGAGCAAAAAAUGAACACAAGAUGUUACGAACAAGACUGAUCCGAGCUGGAAAGGUGAAGAGACAAGAGCCUGUUACCAUUGAACAAAAACGGAUCAGAGACGAGUCAACAGUCGACUUUAAAGAAGACAAAGAAGCGGUAGAUGAUAUCAAUGAAGAUGAAUUUACAGCUUAUUACCAAGGGAAAUCGCCCAAAAUUAUAGUGACGACGACAAUCAAACCAAAUAAAGUGACAAAUAAGUUUGCUAUUAUGAUGUCGCACGUGUUUUACAAUGCAAAGUAUUUUAAACGAGGGUAUAACACCGUCAAAGUGAUCAUGAAGUAUGCUCAGAGAUAUGGUUACACUGAUAUAGUCAUAUGUAAUGACAAUCACAAAACAUGCACGGACUUGUAUGUCAUUCAUUUGCCUAUUGGUCCGUCUUUCCAUUUCAAAGUGUUUAAUAUCAUCAACCCACAACAAUUGCAAGACCACGUCAGAAUCGCUUCGUGGAAAUUGCCGUGUGAAUGUUUGACUACAGGGUUUGAGACACGGACAGGUAUCAUGGUCGCCCGUCAGUUCAACAGUCUUUUCUCACAGAAGCCAAUGUUCACUGGAAGACGUGUCGUCACGUUACACACACAACGAGAUUACAUCUUCUUUAGACAUCACAUCUAUCAGUUCGAAGAAGCUGAAGACCAAUUCGACAAGAAAAAAGGUCCUGUGAAAUGUACGAUUGACGAACUUGGACCACGUUUUGUUUUGAAGCUCCGAACUAUUCAAAAGGGGACAAUGAACACCAUCAACCCCGAGUAUAUUUACCACAGAAAUAUCGACAGAACAGAUCCAAACGAUACACACAAGAAGAGACUCAUGCUUUAA
This is a messenger RNA of Entamoeba invadens IP1, 987 nucleotides long. RefSeq names its product brix domain containing protein C4F8.04, putative. The coding region runs from base 1 to 987 and encodes 328 amino acids. Lineage: Eukaryota; Evosea; Mastigamoebida; Endamoebidae. Gene Ontology annotation, cellular component: preribosome, large subunit precursor; nucleolus. Gene Ontology annotation, biological process: maturation of LSU-rRNA; maturation of 5.8S rRNA. The transcript is spliced from 2 exons. Gene Ontology annotation, molecular function: rRNA primary transcript binding. The record is from RefSeq and is a predicted model, not a curated record.